AUGGAGGAAGAAGACGAUGAUCUCUAUGAGCCCGGUGACUCACUGCCCACUGCUCAGACGCAGAAUGGCAACGGACAGCCAGACGCGCCCACUGAGAACCCAGCUGAGGAGGAGUUUGUAGAAGAGGAGGUUGAGGACGACGAGGAUGACUUCAACAUUAUCACUGAAGCUCCUGCAGACGCUGCGCCCGAGGUUGCGCAUCCUCGCCAUGCUACCCUGCGCAACGAGCCUCAGCGGUCGGCUUCAGUAGAUUCGGCCGCUGCCGCGAAGCCCUCUACACCUUCCACUGCUCCCAAAGCCGAAGCUUCGCCUGCUGUUGCUACAGCAAAACCUGCCGCGCCAUCAAAACCAGGGUCCGCCUAUCCUCCGGUACACGCAUCGACAAUAGAUGUCAAUGCGAAUCCUGUCCACCACGCUACGGGCAAACCGUUAUUGUCCACCGAUCUCGACUCAGAUUUCCCAACGGAGGAUGACAAGCCGUGGAGACGACCCGGCACAGACCUAUCCGAUUAUUUCAAUUAUGGCUUCGACGAGUUUACGUGGGCAAGCUACUGUCUGAAGCAACAGGAACUACGGAAGGAGGUGAACGACCAGAAAAAGCAGUUGGAGGAUAUGCAAGCUUUCCUCAACAUGGGUGGUCUUCCAGGCCUUCCUGGCGCGCCGCCUGGAGCUCCUACGUCAGGGCCCGGCCCAGCGCCUGGAGGUCUUCCGGGAUUGCCGGGCAUGCCGGACAUGUCUCCUGAGAUGAUGCAGGGAAUGCUGACGAGCAUGAUGGCUCAGGGAUUGGAUCCAUCGUCAAUGGAUCCCAUGUCAUUCAUGCAGCAUGCUCAGGCCAUGAUGGGAGGCGCGCAGCCUGGCGCUGGCGGUCAACAGCAAGGCCAACCUGGUUUCUCCGGACAGCCGCAAGGACAGGGAUUUGGAGGACAGGGGGGCAACCAGCAAUCAAUGGGCUUUAGUGGUGGUUACAAUCAACAGGGAGGAUUUGGCGCUGGCCGAGGCCGGGGCGGAGGAGGGAGACGAUGGUGA
Molecule: messenger RNA, 1026 nt
Organism: Rasamsonia emersonii CBS 393.64
Lineage: Eukaryota; Fungi; Ascomycota; Eurotiomycetes; Eurotiales; Trichocomaceae
Exons: 3
Coding region: 1-1026 (341 amino acids)
Cellular component (GO): mRNA cleavage and polyadenylation specificity factor complex
Molecular function (GO): RNA binding
Source: RefSeq, a predicted model, not a curated record